GUCCCUCUACUUCUCACAAAUUAAAUGAAUAUUAUGAUUCGACCAUCUCCGAUUUACACGUCAAAAUCAAAUCAGACGCUUCGUUCUUCUUAUUCUUGUUCUUCACCAUCUUCGGUUCAUUCAGAUACGCAGCUGCAAACUCAUCUACAUUCUGCUCUAAUUUCAACUUACAGCUUCCGAAUCCAGCUUCUAUAGAUGGCAAACCAAGGUGCAAAGAAGCGUAAGGAAGAGAACGCUCGUCAUAUGGCGAAUCUUCGUCGCCUUAUCAUUGCCUGCAACGUUAUUUAUAUAUUGGUUCGGAUGCUGAUUUUUCAUUCAAGUUUCACCUGGAAACACUGGAUUGGUCUGAUUUUCACAUCUGCAGCUUAUUUUAUUCCUUACAACCAACUUGAAAAAAUGGCACAGCCAAUCUAUGGGGAUGAUGGUGAACUUCUAGAUGGUGGAUUUGAUAUGAGUACUGGUGGAAUUUGUGGCUACAUGCAUGAUGUGAUCUACAUUACAAGCUUUGUGCAAAUAAUGUCAAUCCUCUCCGGGAAGUUUUGGUACACCUACCUUGUGAUUCCAGGAUUCGGAGUAUAUAAAUCUUCCGGUUUUAUUCGAGGUUUGUUGUCGCAAGGUUCUGAGGAUGAACCCGAGGACGAGAAGACUCGCAAGAAGAGGGAAAAGAUGGAGAAGAAAGCCUCAAGAGUGAAAUUUAUGAAGACGAAGAACAGAUAAAAAAGACUAAUCAACUUAUGUUAUCAAAUGCAAAAUUGAGGAAAAGGAAUGAAGACACAGUCGAGUUAUAGGUACCGUUUGAAGUUAAUUUAAGUAUGUGUAUUUGAUCUGACUAAUUAUAAACAGGUAUGAGAGGCUGAAACAGUUCAUUGUAAAAACUCUUUAUUCAGUCAACUGAGGAUUUUAGAAGGUUCAAUCCAGAUUCCUCUUUCAAAAUGACAUCAACAGGUACACAACUUUUGCAGCUUUGGGUUUCAUUUAGUAGAGAGAGAUACCAAAGCAAUAGAGUUUAAAAUCUCUUUUAAAUUUGUUUCUACACUUGUGGAUAGAAUUUGAGCUCAACAAUUUUGCGUUA
Messenger RNA from Cucumis sativus (cucumber), 1072 nucleotides. RefSeq names its product transmembrane protein 208 homolog. Gene Ontology annotation, biological process: vacuolar protein processing. Lineage: Eukaryota; Viridiplantae; Streptophyta; Magnoliopsida; Cucurbitales; Cucurbitaceae. The record is from RefSeq and is a predicted model, not a curated record. Bases 196 to 717 code for a protein of 173 amino acids. Gene Ontology annotation, cellular component: intracellular membrane-bounded organelle. The transcript is spliced from 5 exons.